Molecule: messenger RNA, 2086 nt
Organism: Pseudovirgaria hyperparasitica
Lineage: Eukaryota; Fungi; Ascomycota; Dothideomycetes; Acrospermales; Acrospermaceae
Exons: 4
Coding region: 284-1882 (532 amino acids)
Source: RefSeq, a predicted model, not a curated record
CCACCCGUCGUUCCUCCCCAGUAUACGCAACAUACAUGCACCGCGCGCGCUCCCUAGCCAUCGCAACGACCGCCGCGGUACUACUGAGCCACCUCCCCGCUCUAGUAGCCGCUCACGGCUCCGGGUCCGGCCACGAUGACACAGACACAAACGGCAUGAACGGCAUGGAUCAACCGUCCGUGACCGCGCACCCACCUGCUCCGCCGCCAGACAUGCCCUCAAGCUACUGGAGUCUGACCUCGCAUACAAGCCUGAUGUACGCGCACAUUUUCAGCAUGCCGUAAUGCUCAGCAUCGCAAAAUCACGCCUCACGCUCCCCGCGCAGACUCUUUUCCUAGCUUCGAACGCGCUCGGUCUGGUUCUCGGCGCGGUAUACGCGCGGCGCACGCCGGAGCUGUACGCGCACAACUCGCACGGCAGGCUGGGCUGGGUGCUGAGCUGGAUUGUGAGCGCGUGGGUGGUGCUGGGCUUGGUGAGGAGGUAUGGCGCGCGGGCGGCGAGGGCGGAGCAGCAGGGUGUUGGCGCGGCGACGCAUCCUGUGUCUGUUGCUGCGCUGGCGCAGUAUACGCGUGUGCAGCAGGCUCCGACUUUGCAUUCUGCCUCACCCUCACCCUCUCCCGGCGGCGAGGCGCGGUGGUCGCGCGAUUCGGGGCAGGGCACGGAGCGGGGUUCGGAGUCGUUGUUUGGUCAUUCGCGCUCGCCGAGUGAUUUGUCUGAGACGCGGCGCUUUGAGGUGCCGGGGCAGCGCUAUGAUCAUGGUCAUGAUGAGGAUGACGACGAAGACGAGUUCGACGGUGAUGCGGAGAAGAAGGGGUUCCUGCGGAAUGCGGCCGUGGAUCGGUUCCUGACGGGCAAGCUGGCCGGGUUCGUGUCGUGCCGGCGUACGCUGCAGGUAGUCAACUUCCUGUAUAUUGCUGUGGAGCGCACGAUCCCCAUUCUCGGCUUCGUGGCCAUUUCCACCGGCGCCAUUGUGCUCGGUGGCAUCGCUCGCGGCGGCGCCGUGUUCAACGUGCUCGCACACUUCAUCAAGGGCGGCAUCUUCUUCUGGUACGGCGUGCUGACGCUCGGCCGCUGGCUCGGCAGCUUUGCCGACGCCGGGUGGGCUUGGAACGUCAAGCCGCCGCCGGGCGAAUUGGUCGGGCGUCGAUGCGCUGCGCUGCCGACGGCCGAGUUCACCGAGUCGUUUGUCAUCUUCCUCUACGGGUCCACGAAUGUCUUUCUCGAGCAUCUGGCGGCGUGGGGCGAUGCGUGGACGCCGCAGGACCUGGAGCACGUUUCCAUUUCCGUCAUGUUCUUCGGAGGGGGCUUGCUCGGAAUGCUCGUCGAAUCAACGCGCAUCCGUGGAUUGCUGAAUGCGUACAUUCUCCAGACAAACAAGCACACGUCCAGCGAUACAGCAACAACAGCCUUCACGCCUCCCAAAACCUACAAAGUCUCCCUGAACCCCAUCCCGGCCCUAAUCAUCCUGCUGCUAGGCGUCAUGAUGUCGUCGCACCACCAAGACUCGAUGCUCUCGACAAUGGUGCACAAGCAAUGGGGCACAAUGUUUGUCGGAUUCGCGCUCGCCCGCGCCGUCACCUACAUGCUCGUCUAUCUCGCGCCGCCGACGUCCUAUCUGCCGAGCCGGCCGCCGAGCGAGCUCAUCAGCGCCUUCUGCCUGACGGCCGGCGGCAUCACCUUCAUCCUCAGCAACAAGGACACGGUCGCGUGCAUGGAGCAGUACGGCCUGGACGCCAUGUUUACCUUUACUGUUACCGUUGGCCUUACAUGUCUCGUGCUGUCCUGGGCUACGGUGCUCUGUGCGAUCAAGGGCUGGGCUACGCGUCGGGAGCAUCCGCGGCAGGUGGCGUUCCUGACGCGGGAGGUGGGCAUGCCUGCGUGAGGGGAGCUUGCUGGGUGUUGUGAUUUGGGGUUUUAUUCUGCAUUUUAGCGUUCUUCUUUGUUUGUUUUCCGUUUGCGACGCUCCUUUUAGCAUGCAUGGCGGUGUUGGAGCGCAGCGUUUUGCAUGACAUGAGUUGAUUUUUUAUGAUACCACUGCCGCGAAUAGAACGCGUGCUUUUUCGACGAGGUGGCUUGUAGAUGAUUG